Terrapene triunguis (Three-toed box turtle) is the source of this 1220-nucleotide messenger RNA. It is a transcript of the gene INPP1, whose product is annotated as inositol polyphosphate-1-phosphatase. Gene Ontology annotation, biological process: phosphatidylinositol phosphate biosynthetic process. The coding region runs from base 86 to 1216 and encodes 376 amino acids. Lineage: Eukaryota; Metazoa; Chordata; Testudines; Emydidae. Gene Ontology annotation, molecular function: inositol-1,4-bisphosphate 1-phosphatase activity. The transcript has 5 exons. The record is from RefSeq and is a predicted model, not a curated record.
CUCUGGUCUCUCUUAGCCUGUGGGAAGGUGUAGGGGGAUCCGGGGUGCCAUCUAUCCCUGCCUCCCUUCCAGACCCCGCUCCACCAUGGCAGCCCUGCUGAAGAGCCUGGUGGGGGCGUCGGAGAAGUCGGCCCGCAUCGCCCAGCUGUGCCGCCAGGAGGAGGCGCUCUUCCAGCUGCUCAUCGAGGAGAAGACGGGCACCGACAAGAACAAGAAGUUUGUGCAGGAUUUCAAGACACUGGCGGACGUGCUCAUCCAGGAGGUCAUAAAGCACGACGUGGGCAAGGAGUUCCCGGAGCUGCAUGGCCACAUCGGCGGGGAGGAGUCCAACCAGUUUGAGAACAGCCUCGGAGAGACCCUGGUGGUACAGGUGUGUGCGACCCAGCAGGACACGGCCUCGCUGCUCUUUACCAUCCUGGACCGGAACCAGCCGGCGGCCGAGCUACUGGCAGCCGCCAUACACCAGGAGGUGGCGCUGCAGGACCCGGCGCUGGACGCAGUGGCGCUGGCAAUCCCCCCGGAGAGACUGGCCAUCUGGAUCGACCCCAUCGACUCCACCAACCAGUACAUCCGCGGCCAGGCCCGCGUGGCGCCCAUCGGUGGCAUCUGCCCGUCCGGGCUGUGCUCGGCGCUGGUGCUCAUUGGGGCGUACGACCGCAGCUCGGGGGACCCGGUCCUGGGGGUCAUCAACGAGCCGUUCUUCCGGGAGGACCCCCUCACCCACAGGUGGCAGGGUGUGUAUCACUGGGGCAUCUCGUACCAGGGCACCAGCCUGUCCUCGCUGCGCCGGCCCCCGCUGCGCCCCGAGCCCUGCGUCGUCCUGAGCAGCAGCGAGACACUGGCGAUCCAGCGGGCGCUGAGGCCACUGUACGGGGAGCGGCUGCGCUUCGCCUCGGGCGCCGGCUACAAGAUGCUAUGUGUGAUCCUGGGGCUGGCUGAGGCCUACGUCCUCUCGGAGGGCAGCACCUUCAAGUGGGACUCGUGUGCCCCCCAUGCCAUCCUGCGGGCCCUGGGUGGAGGGAUGGUGGACCUGGAGGCUGCCCUGCAGGCCUGGCGCGCUGGCCAGUGGGGGGCACUGCCGGAGCUGACCUACAACCAGCCUGCGGGGGGCGCCGUGGGGGCCGAGCGCUGGGCCAACCGGGGCGGCCUGGUGGCCUUCAUGCACCGUGAACACCUGGAGGUGGUGCUGGCCACUCUGGCUACAGCUGCCCUGUGACCCG